GUCAGAGCUGUUCACUUCCUGAUAUAAAUGCUAAAGAAGUAAACCGUCCUUCAAUUGCAUGAGAAGAAUUUCACAGUCAAAUGGCUGCAACCAGUUGGGAGGUAUGGGAUCUAUCAGGACAAAAACUGAAGUACCUUCCUCGGGACCUUCUGGCACCAGUUACUUUGUGUACAAGUGUGGACUUGCAGAGGAACAAACUAAAACGUGUCACCGGCAUCUCCAAAAACACCAACAUCACAGAGCUUAAUCUGUCCAGGAACAAGAUAAUCGAGUUUUCUCAAGAAAUCUGCAACUUGGAAAAUUUACAGACACUCUAUAUAAAUCAUAACUAUGUCAGAUCAAUUCCAGAAGGAAUCUUCCCGCAUCUUAGAAAUUUAAAGUUCCUAAAACUCAGCACCAAUCGACUGGCUAGGCUUCCUUCAGAUAUAAACCAGUGUACCAGUCUUACUUACCUGGAUCUUUCCAAAAACUGCCUGCAAAACAUCGAACCACUAGUUGGGCUACCAAAACUUAGGGAGCUAUUGGUUGAGAAGAACCAGCUGACAGAGCUACCAUCCCAGCUUUUCCAGAAAGGCAGCUGUGAGCUGACCAAGUUCAAGGCCAUGGGUAAUCCACUAAGGUGUCCACCAGAGGAAGUCUGUGCUGGAGGGGUCAUGGACAUUCAGAGCUACUUCCUUCAAUUGGAGGAGAACCCCAAUGCGCACACUGCCUGGACAGUUAAAGCAAUGUUUCUGGGCUCUUCCAUGGCUGGGAAAUCUACACUCUGCCGCAGCCUUAGGGAAGGGAAGCCUGUGGCAGUUGCAAUGAAGGAUCGGACAGAAGGAAUAGAUAUCACUCAGCUGUACACCCAGGAAGUCCGCUUCCUUCUCUGGGACUUUGCAGGGCAGGAGGAGUACUAUCUGACACAUCAUGUCUUUAUCACACCAAGAGCACUUGUUAUCCUUACUGUCAAUUUGGCCAGCUAUAGCACUGUAAACCCAGAGUCUUUCAAAGACCAGAUUUGGUUCUGGUUAAACAACAUACAGUUACGUGUGCCAGAUGCAGUGGUCAUGCUUGUAGGAACACACUGUGAUCAGUGCAGAGACCUGGAAGAGGUAAUGGAGAAGAAGAAAGACAUUGAUGAGAAGGUUAACAUAAUGCUGGCAAACAGAAAGAUGGUUUUAAAGUACCAGAAGAAAAAUCUGGAAGAAAAUACAGACACAUUUCUCUACAUGGAUCAAGUGGAUGAGAUUGAUUCCCUUUUAGACUACAAUUUGAAGGUGUUGGAUCUUCUAACUCUUGACUGCACAAAGAUUGAGGAUAUUGUAAGAUUCAGAAGUCAUAUUUUGAAAUGCAUUCAAUCAGAAAGCGCUUUCUUGUGUUCUGAGACCAUCUUACCACAAAGUUACGAAGAAGUGGAACAAGCCAUCCACACACUUGUUACACUAGAACAGAUUCCUCAACAUGGUAUUAUUCUACUUGAAGAACUUGGUGAUUUAAUAAUGAACCAUGUAACACAGAGCAGAGAGCACCUCCACUCCAUAUUGCAAUUCCUCUUGCGAUAUCUGCACAGAAUUGGGGUUAUUAUUUGGUAUGAAGAUAUUGAUGUGCUAAGUGACCGAGUGUUUAUCCAGCCUUCAUUCCUCAUUUCUAUGUUCAAGACCAUUGUGAGACAUGACCUGGUGCAGCAGCUUGAGGGAAUCUCAAGAGACCUACUCAUGCAAGAAGGAGCUCUAAUGAAACAAAAGUUCAUCUGGGUGGAGGACUUGCGGUCCAGAGGCACCCUGCACAAUGCAGCCCUCCGCAUUUUAGUCCGGAGGGAGUUAGAGAAACUGGUCAUAGAUGAUGAUGACUUGGUCAGAGAGGUAGUAGGAAACAAAAGGGAGGAAGGCAUCAUUCUCACCCUGUUGCAGCACUUUGAGGUUUGCCUCCCAACUCUUGUCAGAAGCCCCAUGAACCCCCAAGCACCAGAGUUCAUUCCAGGAGAAAAGCACUGGGAGUCAGGCAGGGAGUCGAAGAGAGACCCUGAUGGAGCUUGCCUCUUCCCCAUUUAUCUGAAGGAUGACCUCAUAGUAUGUCAGAAAUGGGGUGAGAACAAACAGGAUGAUCUCAGAGUGCACGUGUACAUCCUUCCUGAGGUUCCACAUGGCUUCUUUCACAGACUGAUCAUUAAGACGUGUUCUCUUUACUCGACUCACUGGGUGGGAAAGGAGCAGUGUCUCCUCUGCUGUGGAAACAGACUUGCUCUGUUUAGACAGGGGGACAAUGAUGGAGAUUCGUUUAUAGAGAUACGCUGCCGAAGACCUGAAAAGGAUGAAGAGUUUCGGCAGAUGUGGGAUCUGAUCUUGGCAGUGAUGUCCAAGCUGUUUGGGCUGUCAAGGCAGUGGCCGGGACUGACCCAGCAGGUGCACACACCCUGUCCAGAGAGAGGCUGUCUGCAUUAUUUUACCUGGAGGGACUGGCAGGAAUUGAACAACACCAACCUUUACAGUCUUGUGAAGGAGGAAAAAUUAGUUUGCCAGGGAGGCCAUACACGACGAACAGAACUGAUUUUUCCAAAAGCUGCCACUUUGCAGUGAUGACUAUGAAAAUGACGUCAAAGAAGACAAACAGCAUCACAACCUCUUCAGCAAUUUUAAAGUGGCAAAAUGUUUUUUGUGCUAGCCAAUUUUAUCUCCUUUUUUAGGUGACUGAUAUGAGUAUUAUUUGGAAACUAUUUUGUGGCAAGUGUCACUCUGAGUAUGAGGUUCAGGGCUGAGGCUGAUUUUGUAACAGCUGUUUUGCAAUAGAUGUAUUACAAAAUACUCCAGAAGACUACUUGCAUUUCUGUUUUUAAUAUGCAGCGUUUCAGUGUUUAUGUGUACAAUGGCAGCCUCUGCUGGCCCUUGACGACUGUCGUCUAUGUUUGUUUUUGUGAAGACAAGUUGUACACCUUACAGUGUUACAUGACAAAUUACGACUGCUGCAUGUAAAAUAUUUAAGCUGAUCUUUAAUAAUAUGAUAGUCCAAAUCAAUCCGGUCCUGUAAAAACUCCUGAUAUCUGCUUGCCACCCCUGUAUUUCUCUAGUUUUUCAUCAGGUCCUCAAAACUCUCUUCUAGUGCUGGCUAAUGCUGCUGCCUUCAGGGUCUACUCGUAAAUGUCUUGAAGAAGGUUUUAUUGUUUAAUCCUUGUAGUCAAAAGAAAUUACAUGUUAUUAUCACACAGACUGUCGCUGUCAUGUAAAAAAUACACGUCAGAUUAUCAGAUAUUUUUGUAGCCUUUUUUGUAGCCACUCGUGCCUGUAUGGAAACAAGGUUCUCACAGUAAACUGAACUGUGUAGUCUGAGGGUAACCAGAUAGAACGGAGCCCAGUGAGUUAAACGUCCUAUAGCUCAUAUAGCAGUAAUUUUCUGUUCUCUUCUGUCUAAAGAGGGAAAUCGACUGUCUGAAGUCUAUUUCUGUGUCUUCUGUUUUGGGAAUAACCUGCUUAAAUGUAAAUCUGACAGUUCACGUUGAAGAAUGAGGUAAUCUAAUUGAUCACCUUCUGGACGUACACAACUCACGUGUUUUUCAGAAAUAUUUAUGCAAAUGUUUAAGACCCUCCUCGAGUUCA
Oreochromis niloticus (Nile tilapia) is the source of this 3572-nucleotide messenger RNA. Its product is annotated as malignant fibrous histiocytoma-amplified sequence 1 homolog. NCBI's taxonomy places the organism in Eukaryota, Metazoa, Chordata, Actinopteri, Cichliformes, Cichlidae. Gene Ontology annotation, cellular component: cytoplasm. The transcript has 10 exons. The record is from RefSeq and is a predicted model, not a curated record. Gene Ontology annotation, molecular function: protein binding. The coding region runs from base 81 to 2558 and encodes 825 amino acids.